This is a messenger RNA of Emiliania huxleyi CCMP1516, 1494 nucleotides long. RefSeq lists its product as hypothetical. The transcript has a single exon. NCBI's taxonomy places the organism in Eukaryota, Haptophyta, Isochrysidales, Noelaerhabdaceae. The record is from RefSeq and is a predicted model, not a curated record. Gene Ontology annotation, molecular function: protein binding. The annotation marks the transcript as partial.
CGCCGCUCGCGCCGCCUCGCCUCCGCCGCCACCGCCGCGCCCUCGCCAAGCACGCCGCCGCCCGCCCGCCUGCUCGACCUUCCCAGGGAGCUCCUCGAGCGCGUCCUCUCCCGCUUCGACAGCCCCAUCGACAUUGCUCGCGUCGCGGCCGUCUCGCUCCUCUUUCACGCCUCGCUCGCGAAGGAGGCCAUCCGCUUGUGGGCGCAAGAGCGCGGCUUCGAGCUGCCGGCGCAGCCAGAGGGCGAGAGCUGCGUCGUGCGGUGGCUGUGCUAUUCUGCGUUGCUGCACGAGUCCAACCGGCCGGCGAGGGCGGCGGGAAGCGAACGGCACAGCCUCUUCAUUGACGGCGAGGGGCGGCUCUCGUCGUGCGGUAAUGAGGCAGCGGAGGAAGACGACGAGGAGGAGGAAUCUCCAGGCCUUCUCGGCCACGGCGAGGGCGUGACGCAGCUCAACACGCCGACGCGCCUUCCGUCAACGCUGGGCGAAGUGCGCGCCGUGAGCGUGGCAGCUGGAGGCGUGCACAGUCUCGCCAUCACCGCCGACGGCGCUGUCUGGAGCUGGGGCUUUGGAGGCCAAGGCCGGCUGGGCCAAGGCGACGAGCAGAACCAGUGGCAGCCGAAGAAGAUCGAGGCUUUUGCUGACGAGCGCGUCGUCGCUGUGUCGGCUGGAUGGGCUCACAGCCUCGCCGUCACCGCCGACGGCAGCGUCUGGAGCUGGGGCCAUGGAGCCUUUGGCCAGCUGGGCCACGGCGACGAUCAGAACCAGCUGCUGCCCAAGAAGGUCGAGGCCUUUGCUGGCCAGCGCGUCAGCGCUGUGUCGGCUGGAGUUGCCCACAGCCUCGCCCUCACCGCCGAUGGCUCCGUCUGGAGCUGGGGCGAUGGAGGCUUGGGCAAGCUGGGCCACGGCGACCAGCAGCACCAGAUGCUGCCCAAGAAGAUCGAGGCCUUUGCAGGGCGGCGCGUCGUCGCCGUGUCGGCUGGAGGGGCUUACAGCCUCGCCGUCACUGCCGAUGGCUCCGUCUGGAGCUGGGGCGCUGGAGGCUUGGGCAUGCUGGGCCACGGCGACUCGCAGCACCAGCUGCUGCCCAAGAAGAUCGAGGCCUUCGCUGGGCGGCGCACAGUCGCUGUCUCGGCUGGAUCGCACCACAGCCUCGCCCUCACCGCCGACGGCUCCGUCUGGAGCUGGGGCAGUGGACUCUUUGGCCUGCUGGGCCACGGCGACCAGCAGGAGCAACUGCUGCCCAAGAAGAUCGAGGCCUUGGCUGGCCAGCGCGUCGUCGCUGUGUCGGCUGGAGAGUACCACAGCAUCACCAUCACCGCCGGCGGCGCCUUCCUUACCUGGGGCGAGGGCGAUGCCGGCUGCCUUGGCCACGGAGAGGACCUGUCGAACCAGCUGCUGCCCAAGAAGAUCGAGUCGUGGGGGUGGGCGCCGGGGCAGUGAGAGGGUUUGCCCGCGUGUGAGCUCAGUCGAUCUUCUAUAGUGUGUUGAGCAGCG